UCCUGAGGAAGACGAUGAUGGUGACGAUACACCAGUUCAAAUAAAUGCGAAGAAGUUGCUUAAUAAAAUCACGACAGAGGUAGAGAAAGCUAUUAAAAAUGAAAUGCGGGAAUUGAAUGAAUCGUUGCAAUUUCAUAGUGCUAAGCUUGAGGAGGUCGUUGAAUGCAUUGAUGCUUUCAAACAAAGUAUAAAAGUGCUGGAACGAAAAAAUGUGGAGCUAAUGAAUAGGAACAUUAAUUUAGAAACACGAGUCGGAGCACUUGAGCAGAGGCUCCAUGAAAUUGAACAAGAAAAGCUUAUAAAUUGCGUCGAAAUCGCUAACGUUUCUUACCCAAGCACUGAAGACUUGAGUAAAAUAGUGGAAAGUGUGGCAAUAAAACUAAAACAACCCCUUGAAAGCGUCAAGAAUUCGCAAAGACUCCCAGGAAAAAAAGACCAACCAAUGAACAUCAAGGUCGAAUUGAAAGAUGAGUCCGAUCAAGAAAAAUGGAUUUUGGCUGCCAAAUCAAGUAAAAUCAUAGUAGCUGACAUAUGCCCUAAUGAGAAGAAUAACCACAAUGUAGUAUUUAUAAGAGAAGCGAUGACCAAAUCUAACAAAACUUUACUUUGGAAUGCGAAACAGGAGCUAAAAACCAACAAAAAUUAUAAGUAUGUUUGGUUCAAAAAGGGUUGUGUAAAGGCGCGCAAGGAAGAAGGAUCUAAAAUAUAUUCCCUUAGAACCCUGGAGGAUAUUCACGCACUAGCAAAUAAGUAAAUAGCUAUAAGGCUGCUUUAAUUAGGCACUUAAUAGACUUUUAAACAACCUUUCAUUAGUAAGCUGGAAAGUAUAAUAGAUGAUAUUUAUGAAAUUGAAGAAUGUGUAAAUAUAAACGAUUUUUUAAGUAAUAUUGAAAAUAUGCAUAUAAACUUAUUGUGUGUUCAUAUUAACAUAAGGUCUUUGAUAAAAAACUUUACGACACUUGAGCAAUGCGUAUUGACUUCAAAGAAAUUAAUUGACGUUAUUAUUCUUACUGAAGUUAAUAUUUCGGAUAACAUCAGCUCUUUAUAUCAUUUGGAUGGUUACCAGAUGUUUACAGCACUAAGAAAGGAAAGAAAGGGUGGUGGAAUAAUCAUUUAUGUAAGUAAUAAGCACAAACUCAGCAUAAAUUCAUUAAAAACAAAAUAUUUUGAGAACAUUUCAUUUUCAAUUACCACUAACUCAAGUUAUACGGCUAACUUUUGUGCUGUUUACCGCCCCCCUGGUUCUAGUAGAAACCUCUUUGUUAAUGAACUCCAAUCUUUUAUAUGCAAACACUCAAAAGAUAAAGAUUUAUACUUACUAGGAGAUAUAAACAUAAACCUGAAACAAGAUGUUCCUAUAAAACAUAAAUACAGCAACAUGUUGCAUAGCUUAGGCCUUUUGUGUGGG
Molecule: messenger RNA, 1408 nt
Organism: Pararge aegeria (speckled wood butterfly)
Lineage: Eukaryota; Metazoa; Arthropoda; Insecta; Lepidoptera; Nymphalidae
Exons: 1
Coding region: 104-754 (216 amino acids)
Source: RefSeq, a predicted model, not a curated record